AUGGGAAACCUUGAUGUUGUUUCUUGUAGUACUCUUUGUUUGUCGAUUGUGUUUUGUUUUGUUCUUUGCGGUUAUCCGGUUGUUCGGGGUAAUAGGGUUGGGAGGUUCUUACAUGUUGAUGAUCGAAAUGGGAUGAAUUAUGUGUUUGAGAUGAAGGAUCGAGAGAAAGUUCUUGAUGCGAUAGGAGAAGACGAUAAAGGAAGGAUUUUUGUUCCUGGAAAAGGUUGGAGUGGUGGAAAGGGUGUAGGUGGAGGAUCCGGCGGUACAUCUAGUGGAAGUGUUGGGGGAGGAUAUGGUAGUGGCGGUCAAGGAGGAGGAAGUGGAUAUGGCGGUGGGGGUCAAGGAGGAGGAGUAAAUGGUGGUGGUGGCGGUGGUGGUGGCGGUGGCAAUGGUGGUGUUGGAUAUGGUUCGGGUGGAGGAAGUAGUGGGGGUUGGGGAAGUGGCGGCGGUGGUGGAGAUGCUGGUAGAGGUGGUGGUAUAGGAGGAGGAGGAUCGGGUGAUGGAUUCGCUUCGGGGGGCGGUGUAGGUUGGGGUAGUGGCGGCGGUGGUGGUGGCAAUAACAUAGGCAAAGGAAGUGGUGGUGGUGGUUCUGGAUAUGGUAACGGUGGUGGAAAUGGAAAUAGUAAUAAUGGCGGAUGGAGCAACAACGGAGGAUAUGGCUAUGGAGGAAAUGGCUCUGGUUCUGGUUAUGGUAAUUAUGCCGGAGGAGGUGGUUCCGGCUCUGGUUAUGGUAAUUAUGGUGGAGGUAGUGGCGGUGGUGGUGGUGGUGGAGUCGGACUAGUUGAUCAAUCAAAAGUUAGAGACGAUAAAAAGAAUAAAAUAUCAUGUAUUACUGACGGUUGA
Messenger RNA from Andrographis paniculata, 843 nucleotides. RefSeq names its product glycine-rich cell wall structural protein 1.0-like. The record is from RefSeq and is a predicted model, not a curated record. The coding region runs from base 1 to 843 and encodes 280 amino acids. Lineage: Eukaryota; Viridiplantae; Streptophyta; Magnoliopsida; Lamiales; Acanthaceae. The transcript has 2 exons.